AUGACCGCGUGGGAAGUAAAUGGCAAAGUCGCGCUCGUGACCAGUUCAGGUAUCAACCAUGCGCUGACUAGGGCUCUUCUUGAGUUGGGUUGUUCAGUCAUAAACAAAUUGUGGGAUGCCGCACUGAACACAUAUGGACGAGUCAAUCUGCUCGUGAAUGGGGCCGGGAUCUAUGACCCACCCUCCAGCGACUUCUCGAACCCGCCCGGGAUCUCACCUCUAUCCCGAGACCAAGCCGAUGCCAAGGUCGGCAUGUACCAAGCCUAUGCCGUCAACAUCAUCGCUCCCGUCAGGCUUGCCCAGAUCGCCGUCGAAUACUGGCUCCGUCCCGAAAACCGACAUCUUUCAGGCAACAUCCUCUGGAUCGCUAGUAUGGCGGGCUACGUUCAUGGCCUCCUGACACCGUUCUACUACUCAAGCAAGGCUGCAGUUGUCAGCAUGUGCAAGUCCCUCGGAUCUCUGAAUAAGUUUGCCGGCAUCAGAAAUGCGGCAGUCUGUCCCGGAGCAGUCAAUUUGUCCAACAUUAUUGAGGUGUUCUGUGGAGGAACGAACGAAAACCACAAAAUUUCGGUUCGUGAUGUACCUUUGGAAAGCUUGUACGAUGUUGAGGGUAUGAAGGGUAUGGCAGCUGGAACGCACAUGCUUGUCAAGCAGGACGAGUUCGAAAUGAAGUUGAAGAGGAGAGGCUUGGAAUUCUCUGCAAAGAUAUGA
Messenger RNA from Colletotrichum phormii, 711 nucleotides. RefSeq lists its product as uncharacterized. The coding region runs from base 1 to 711 and encodes 236 amino acids. The transcript is spliced from 4 exons. Gene Ontology annotation, molecular function: oxidoreductase activity, acting on the CH-OH group of donors, NAD or NADP as acceptor. Lineage: Eukaryota; Fungi; Ascomycota; Sordariomycetes; Glomerellales; Glomerellaceae. Gene Ontology annotation, cellular component: cytoplasm. The record is from RefSeq and is a predicted model, not a curated record.